AUGAGAAAACCCUGCUGUGACAAACAAGGCACCAACAAGGGAGCCUGGUCCAAGCAAGAAGAUCAAAAGCUCAUUGAUUAUGUACGUACUCAUGGUGAAGGCUGCUGGCGUUCCAUCUCCGAAGCAGCAGGUUUGCACCGUAGCGGCAAAAGUUGCAGGCUGAGAUGGAUAAAUUACUUGAGACAGAUAUCAAAUGAGGAAACUUUUCUCAAGACGAAGAGGAGUUGAUUAUCAAACUCCAUGCUCUCCUUGGUAACCGGGUUAUUGGCCGUUGGGUGGUCAUUGAUAGCAGGAAGAUUGCCAGGAAGAACGGACAAUGAGGUGAAGAACUACUGGAAUUCCCAUAUAAAGAGAAAACCGAUAAAAAUGGGGAUCGAUCCCAAUAACCAUAAGUUGAACCAAUAUCCAAAACGUCCUCAACCUCAGCAUGUUGUUCCUCCCAUGAAUGAGGCAUUUAAGCUUAGAAUGUCUUCAACGGACAAUGAUGGUGUCUCGGAUGCUGCAAGUUGUAUCAAAGACGAAACACCUGCCGCCGGUGUAUCGAACUUGGAUCUGGAACUUACAAUCGCAGUUCCUUCGAGUCCUAUAAAGAAUAUUGAAGAAAACAGCUCCCACCCUUCUUCUUUUUAGAUGAGGAAAAACCCU
Messenger RNA from Hibiscus syriacus, 645 nucleotides. Its product is annotated as transcription repressor MYB6-like. The record is from RefSeq and is a predicted model, not a curated record. The coding region runs from base 241 to 630 and encodes 129 amino acids. NCBI's taxonomy places the organism in Eukaryota, Viridiplantae, Streptophyta, Magnoliopsida, Malvales, Malvaceae. The transcript has 3 exons.